AUGAGCCCACCCUCCUAUAGCCACCAGCCUCCACUGAUGUGUGUGGAUGUUGCAGGAGAACUGGGCAGAGCUGUCAAAUUGAACCUCGUCGGAGAGGAGAAGAAAAACGAAGAGGAAAGUAUUAAGAAGCACCAGAUUAAUACCUAUGUGAGUGAUCUGAUAUCUCUCCACCGCAGCCUACCUGAAAGAUGGAAUCCUCUUUGUAAGGACCUGAAGUAUGACUACAGGUCAUUGCCAUCUACCUCAGUGGUGAUCGCCUUCUACAACGAGGCGUGGUCCACGCUGCUACGCACUGUUCACAGUGUCCUGGAGACAUCACCUAACUUACUUCUACGAGAGGUGGUGCUGGUGGACGACUAUAGUGACAGAGCUCAUUUGAAGGAGCCGUUGGAAAACUACAUCUCCAGCUUGAAGAAGGUGCGUCUGACCCGGGCCAGGAAGAGGGAGGGCCUGGUGCGGGCCAGGCUCCUGGGGGCCUCCAUUGCCACGGGUGACGUGCUGACCUUCCUGGACUGCCACUGUGAAUGUCACGAGGGCUGGCUGGAGCCGCUGCUCCACAGGUGA
Messenger RNA from Salvelinus namaycush (lake trout), 564 nucleotides. RefSeq names its product polypeptide N-acetylgalactosaminyltransferase 12-like. The transcript has 4 exons. The record is from RefSeq and is a predicted model, not a curated record. Lineage: Eukaryota; Metazoa; Chordata; Actinopteri; Salmoniformes; Salmonidae. Gene Ontology annotation, cellular component: Golgi apparatus. Bases 1 to 564 code for a protein of 187 amino acids.